Boleophthalmus pectinirostris (great blue-spotted mudskipper) is the source of this 3508-nucleotide messenger RNA. It is a transcript of the gene qsox1, whose product is annotated as quiescin Q6 sulfhydryl oxidase 1. Gene Ontology annotation, biological process: protein folding. The coding region runs from base 115 to 2508 and encodes 797 amino acids. Gene Ontology annotation, molecular function: flavin-dependent sulfhydryl oxidase activity; protein disulfide isomerase activity. NCBI's taxonomy places the organism in Eukaryota, Metazoa, Chordata, Actinopteri, Gobiiformes, Gobiidae. The transcript is spliced from 13 exons. The record is from RefSeq and is a predicted model, not a curated record. Gene Ontology annotation, cellular component: Golgi membrane.
AGGAGGGGUAGGGAAAAAGUUGAGAGAAGUUUUGGUUGAAAGUUGCCUGGUUCAGUUCAGACCGAGGUGAGAGCCAGGGCUAGCGCGUAGCCGCAGCUGCUUUGGACGGGGAAGAUGGCGCGCUGCAGCGGCCGUGCCACGUCUCGGUCAAAUAGGCAAAUGCAAGGACAUGCAAAAAUGAUAGUGUUGGCAGCUUUCAAAAUGUUUUGCCUUUUUUUCCCCUCGAGCUCGGAGGCUGGGCUGUACACGGAUACUGAUCAGAUCAUAUUGCUAACUCCACAGACAGUCGAGUCCGUUUUGGUCAACUCCACAGCGGCGAUUGUUGUAGAGUUUUACGCUUCGUGGUGCGGACAUUGCAUCGCGUUUUCAACCACUUACAAAAAAUUGGCAAGAGAUAUUAAAGAGUGGAAACCGGCCGUGGACCUCUCUGCCAUUGACUGCGCCGACGAAAGUAACAGGAAAGUUUGCACUGACUACGGCAUUAGAGGCUACCCCACCCUAAAGUUUUUCAACGCCUAUUCAAAAGCGGAGUCUAAAGGACAGUCAUUAAGAGCUCAUCGUGACGUUCGGGGUCUUCGUCAGGCAAUAAUAGAUAAACUAGAAAAGCAUGAGGAGCCAUGGCCCCCUGCCUGCCCCCCACUGGAGCCCACCAGCAAAGCAGAAAUUGACAGUUUCUUCGAGACCAAUAAUGUUCAACACCUGGCUCUGAUCUUUGAGGACUCAAAAUCUUACAUUGGCAGAGAGGUGACGCUGGACCUGCUGCAGUUUGAGAACAUAGCAGUGAGGAGAGUCUUGAACACAGAGGAAGCUCUGGUGUCUGAACUGGGUGUGACAGACUUCCCCUCUUGUUACCUCUACUAUCCAGGAGGCAACUACACAAGACUCAAAGUAAAAUUUCAGGCCCGUACUUUUUACUCCUACGCCCUCCAGAGGUUGCCGGGAGUAGAGCGUUCAGGAAAGCCAGCUCCAAAUAAAAACGACAUCAGGACCAACAACACAGAUGAGCCAUGGAGACAUUUCAAUGCGUCUAGGGUCUACAUGGCAGAUUUGGAGUCCGUGCUGCACUACUCACUGCGGGUUGAAGUGUCUGCUUUCCCUCUUAUCAGAAGAAAGGAGUUGAAUUCUCUGAAGAAGUACAUUUCUGUCCUGGCAAAGUACUUCCCAGGCCGCCCUGUUCUGAUGAACUCAUUAAAGUACAUUGACUCUUGGCUUCAAAACCAAUAUGGCAAUGAGGUGUCUUAUGAUGCCUUCAGAGCAGCCCUGGAUAAUAUAGCACAGGCCCCAGACACAGCGUUACCUGAAGGAGUGAGGUGGGUGGGUUGCCAGGGGUCCCAACCUCACUUCAGGGGGUAUCCGUGUGGAGUAUGGACCCUCUUCCAUGUGCUCACAGUUCAAGCCCUGAACUCUGGGACAUCAGAUCGCUUGGAGGUGCUGACUGCCAUGAGGGAGUAUGUGCGUGCGUUCUUUGGAUGCAGAGAGUGUGCACAACACUUUGAGAGCAUGGCCCAGGAGAGUCUGUACGAUGUGACCACGUCCUCUUCUGCAGUCCUCUGGCUCUGGUCAAGACACAACCACGUUAAUAACAGACUGGCAGGUGCAUUAAGUGAGGACCCUUACUUCCCAAAGAUCCAGUGGCCAUCUCCUGAGAUGUGUCCGCGGUGCCAUACCGUCGAACUUAAUGGAGACCACAAAUGGGACCUGGAUCAGGUUCUUUCUUUCCUCAAGUCCUAUUUUUCUUCUGGCAGCAUUCUCACAGACUUUCUUGACGAUGAAAGCCAAAUCCUUGAAAAACAAAGAGAAAAACAGGCUUUAGAGGCUAAGAAACGUAUCGAAAGAGAAGUCAAAGAGGCCACAACGGUGAAUUCUCUGUCUUUACUUCCUACUGUGCAAGAAGAGGAAGAGGAGGAGGAAGAAGAGGAAGAAGGCCCACAGGAUGAAGCUGUUGCAGAGGACAUGGCUGGUGGUAAAAACUAUGACACUACUCCCUGGGCCAAACCUGACAUGGGGCUGAAUGAGAGACGCCAAAAACGGGCACACAAUAGGCCUGUCAUUGUCGGCAUGAGAAUGAAACAGCAGCCAGAAGAUAUUGUGGAUCUCGACUCUUUUGUAAACCAACAUUACAGGGCCAAGGCUCUCGCUGCCUCCAGUCGAGUUAAACGGCGAACGCUGCAGAGAAAGGAGGAACAGGAACCAGCACCCAUAUUUGGACUUGGGCUGGGACUAGACUCGGGCCUGGGUAUGGUGGGCCUGGAGCCUAUGGAGCCUGACUUUGAGAAUCAGAAAAGAAAACGUCUACAGAAGCGAGAACUGUCACAUCAGGUCUAUAAUGUCAAAGCAGAGGAGAGCUACAGAAUGGGAUGGGUGUCUAUGUUUAGUAUUGGCUUCUCCAAAGUGGACGUAAGUCUCUGUGUGAUCCUCUAUUUCCUGUCCUCAAUGUGUCUCCUGACCAUGUACUUGUUCUUUAAAAACCGACUGAGGAUACGGCGACCAAAAGUGUCUCUACUAUGAACUGUGAAAAAUUACAUAACCAAGAAUGACUGUUCACAUUUGGUAUACAUGUAUUACUGGUGUCAGGCUAAGGGGAUGGCUCUAGAUUAGCAGCUCUUAAGCUCACCACUUAAACGUUGCCUACUACCACAUUACCCAUUGCCAUCCAAGUUUCCAGGUGAAAAGGGAAAUGUUUUUGAAUUAAUAUGAAUGCAGCUUUUUAACAAGUUCUCUGGAUCAGAAGAAAACCUUUGAUUCACACGAGGAAUUAUGAAACUAUGACAAGACAUUUGCAUUGUAUUUUAUUUUUUGUUUUUAUUUUCUUUUUAGAUAAAUUUGACCUCACACUCAUACUCAAAUCAUCUCUAAAAUUGAUCAGUAAUUUAUUUAGGAAGGCAUGUCUUAAUGUUUUGUCAAAUCAAUCACUAAAGCAAUUGAUUAUUAGAUAUGUUGAUAUAGUUUUUUUACUCAGUGUUCAUAGGAAAAUCGCACUUCAUAGAUGUACAAAAAGCACAAAGGAAAAAGGACCAAAACUAUGGCUGUUUCCCAUAUUAGGUUUUAAACUUUCUACUAUUGAUCAGGCUUUACAUUGUGACCACAACUGGUCGAAAAGUCCAAUACACCAUUUCUUAUGGUGUAACUAAAAGGACCACUUCAAAUAUUAAUUACAUCAUAUACAACCCUGUGCACACUUUAAAACUACCAUUUGUAAUUAUUGGCUAACUCGGCCCAGUUGCAUUCUCACAAAACACCACUAGAUCUAUGUUACUGCUAUUUGACAGUGUACCAGUUUUGCCCUGACAGAAGAAGACCACCAACCACAGGUGAGCCUAAACAAAGGCCAAGUGAGGAACAAGGAGAAUGGGUAGGUUACAUCUGUUAUGUACUGCUAAAAAAACAACAAUUUACAAAUGGUAGCUUUAAUAUAAGAUAAAUUUCUUAUCCCUUGCAUCCGCAGUGUUAAGUUGUUUCUCAUCAACACGUUCUCACUAAAUCAAUAAAGUUAUUUUUGAUAAAGACC